AUGGCGACUGAGUAUGAAAGUGUCAUCUGUGUUAAAAACGACACGUUCGUCUUCAGAAUUCCACCUCGUCCAUCCAACAGAGGAUACAGAGCGGCUGAUUGGAAGUUAGAUAAUCCAGACUGGAAAGGAAGAUUGCGAGUAAUUGCCAAGGGAAAUGACUGUAUCAUAAAACUUGAAGACAAAGCUUCAGGUGAACUGUUUGCCAAAUGUCCUGUCGAUUCAUUUCCGGGGAUUGCUGUUGAGUCUGUUUUAGAUUCAAGCCGAUAUUUUGUUAUUCGAUUGUUGGAUGACAAUGGUCGUUCUGCGUUUAUUGGUAUGGGAUUUGCAGAUAGGUCAGAUUCAUUCGAUUUUAACGUAGCUUUACAAGAUCACUUCAAAUGGGUUAAACAAAGCAAGAAGUUAGAACAAGAGGAAGCAGCUGCCAAGAAUGACCCCACUCCAAAAUUAGACCUAGGAUUUAAAGAAGGACAAACAAUAAAAAUUAAUAUAGGAAACAAAUCAACAGGAUUGUCUCGACCAAAAGCAGCCAGUUCUGGUACAGCACCAGGUUUUCUACCUCCUCCGCCGGGGUCUAAAAUACCUACGCUCACCCCUCCCCCUUUGGCAUCGCAGCAGUUCAGUGGAACACCGUCACAAGGUAAUACUGGUAUUGGUUCAUCCAGUUCAACACAAUCGUCAACAUUCAGUGAUGACCUGCUGGGUGGUUUGACAUCGGUUCCUACACAGCAACCACAGCAUUCGACAUCGGCACCUACCACGGAUGAUUGGGGCGAUUUCACAAGUGCAAGAAGUAGCAGUUCUCAAGGAACUCAGCAGGCAUCUGAUGGUGGUAGAAGUGAUGGUGGUGGCUGGGUUCAAUUCUGA
Molecule: messenger RNA, 864 nt
Organism: Saccoglossus kowalevskii
Lineage: Eukaryota; Metazoa; Hemichordata; Enteropneusta; Harrimaniidae
Product: adaptin ear-binding coat-associated protein 2-like
Biological process (GO): endocytosis
Cellular component (GO): clathrin vesicle coat; membrane
Source: RefSeq, a predicted model, not a curated record